Molecule: messenger RNA, 1791 nt
Organism: Belonocnema kinseyi
Lineage: Eukaryota; Metazoa; Arthropoda; Insecta; Hymenoptera; Cynipidae
Exons: 2
Coding region: 117-1406 (429 amino acids)
Source: RefSeq, a predicted model, not a curated record
CGAAGUGAUUGAAAACGGCAUGGACCAAAUGUCACAUUCGAAGGUGGAUUAAAUUUUUCCAAUGACAACAUGAAACGGUGGAUUAUUUUUAUCAUCAGGAAGUCGAAGCAGAAAAAAUGCGAAUACCAGAUACUGCAGAAUUUAACAAAGAUGGAGAUGACAUAAAAGGAAGUUCGAAUCAAUUGGAAGCGGAUGUUAAAUCAGAAAAAGGGAUAGCAUCUGAUGUCGGAGAAUCCAUCCACGGGAGUUGUAGUAACGAAGAAGGUUUGAGUGUAUUAGUAAAAGAGAAUUCACCUGAAUCUACGGAAAAAAGUACGUCGGAAAUUGUAAAAAAUGUCGAACCCCCUAUGGAGACUUUCGGAAAUGAGACCUGGGAUGUGAGUAAAAACAAGAAUAAAUCAGAAAUUGAAGAGAAAAUAACCAGAACAUUUGCAAAUAGGAAGAAACAAAGUCGUAAAGAAAGAAAAAAGUUAAGAGCUGCGCAACAACAAUUAUUAAAAUCACAAGGUCUAAUAAAUUCAGGAAAUCAGGGAAUACCGCCAGGACCCCAAGGGAUAUCACCAAGAAAUCUAGAAAUUCUAUCAAGAAAUAUAGGAAGUCUAGCUACAAACCAGAUAAAUCAAGUAAUGCCAGUGGAUCCACAAUAUCAACCACUAAAUCAAGAGAAUCAACAAUAUACAGUACUAAACCAAGGAAGCCAACCAUAUCCACCGCAGAAUCAAGGAAAUUUGGCAACUCUGCCAAGAAGCCACAUUUCACAGAAUCCUCCAGGAAGUUAUUCAGAAAAACGAAAAAGAAAAUCUGAUUACUCUUCAUCUACGAGUGUUCAAAAUUUAAAAAAACCAAAAUAUUCAGAACCCUCUAUAAACACUGACCUCAUAAGAGUCAUUAUGAAAGAAGGCUAUCGGAAAGAGGACAUUACUAAAGAGGAGUUGGCAAUAUUCAGGAAUGCUAUUUCACAGGAAAUAGAUCGAAUCCAAGUAGGCCCCGUACCAAGAUUUAAUGAUGCCUAUCUCAAGCUAGGGGGGAUUGUUGUAGAAAGUGUAGAUAAUUGGUCAAGAGACUGGUUAAUUUUUAAGGUACCUGAACUUCAUCCCUGGACGGAAGCCAGGCUGAAAGUUGUGAAUUUGACAAGCCUUGAGAAAUUCCAUAAGGCAAUUAUAUGGAUUCCGGGGCUGACUGAAAAUCCUGAGUGUAUUUUGAGAAGACUGGAAAAACAGAAUCCUACAUUAAAAACAGGAGCUUGGAGGGUCCAUUCUAGUGAAGAGGACCUUACACCGAGAGGAUAUCAUAUAAUUUUUGAGAUUCCAGCUGGUUCUAUGAGAGUUCUUGGAGAAAUGGAUUUUAAACCGUACCUGGGUUUAACUAGGGUUCAUGUUAGUGUAACUAAAAAAAACAUCCGGUGAAAGGUCUAGGUUGCAGUUCUUGGAGGUAGUUUUGGAUAUUUUGAUGCUUGCAAUUAGAUUUUCCGAACUGAUUUUUGAUAUGAUAGGUCUGUAGGCUGGAGAAACUGAUACAGAAAUUCAAAUUUUGUUUUUAUAAUAGUUUAUAAUAUUUGUUUUCUUGAUAAGCAUAGAACAUCAUUUUUUCUUUUGCAGCGGAUGUUGGUACCUUCGAUUUUCGUAAUGAAAAUCAUUAGUGUAGUAAAAUAGAAAGAUUAAUUUACUAAAUAUUUAGUUUUUUUAUAAUUUCCAUAUUGAUUAGAUAUAAAUUCGUUCAACUAUGCUUUCAAAAGUAUUUUUGUACUAUAAAGAUUCCAUAAUAAAUAAGAUUUGGUGAAUAAACGAGAAA